AUGUACCAAUAAUCAAUAACAUAGCCAUUUCAGAGGUAACCAAUUUUUGUACAAACUUAAUAUAUUGCUUAAUAAUAAAUUCCCAGAGUGCAAUAAUAGAGGUCAAUCACUCCAGUCUUACACAAACCAAAUGCUUACACAGUGUCCUUUACUUCAAGGGAUGACUUUACUCAAAGAGGAAAUAAUCUACCUAGCAAUAUGAUCAGCGAUGAUUCAUAAUUUAUGAAGGCAUUAAUCGAAGAAAAUCAGCUGUUAAAAUAGUAGGUUGAAUUGAAGAGAAUUGAACUAUAAAAAAUAAUAGAGCAAUAUAAUUAGUGUUAAUGA
Messenger RNA from Paramecium tetraurelia, 324 nucleotides. RefSeq lists its product as uncharacterized. Lineage: Eukaryota; Ciliophora; Oligohymenophorea; Peniculida; Parameciidae. The record is from RefSeq and is a predicted model, not a curated record. The transcript has a single exon.